UCUUGCCAACGGCCUGGGGGCACCCUAGAACCGAGAUUUGCGUCUUCGUCCCACCACAGUGGAUUGCCUUCGCCAUCCUAUAUAAUCCCUACAAGAAAACGAUUCAUCGUUUGUUGUCACUGGUAAUGUUGGCAGGCUCGUGAGACGUCGCAUUCCAAAAGCACCAUGGACACGACAAGUCCUGAAAAGGCGCCGCCAUCUCCACCAAACGAGGAGCAGGCAAACACACAACAGGAAGAGAAAAAGACGGGGAGCCAUGCGGGCGGGUUCAAGAGCUUCACGCGCAUCUUCACCUAUGCCCGUCCCGUCGACUAUGCCAUCCUGUCGGUGGCUCUCGUCGCCGCCCUGGCCGCGGGCGCGGCGGUGGCGCUGCUGAACCUGGUGCUGGGCCAGUUCGUCACCAUCCUCAACAGCUACGUGGUCGGCGCCUCGACGCCCGAGCGGUUCCGCGCCGACGCGGCCGCCAUGUGCCUGCGCUUCGUCUACCUGGGCGUCGGCCGCCUCGCCUGCACGUACCUGUACGCGGCGCUGUCGACCUACAGCGGCCACCACGUAGUGCGCAACCUGCGCGCCGCCUACCUGCGCGCCGCGCUGUCGCAGGAGGUGGCCUUCUUCGACCGCGGCGCCGCGGGUUCGGUGUCCAUGCAGGCCACCUCCAACGGCAAGCUGAUCCAGUCGGGCAUCGGCGAGAAGCUGGGCACGUUCGCUGCCGCCAUGGGCACGUUCGUGGCCGCGUUUGCGAUCGCGUUUGCGUCGCAGUGGAAGCUGACGUUCAUCGUGCUGUGCAUCGCGCCGUCGAUGCUGCUUGUCAUCGGCUUCGUCGCCGCCGUCGACAGCGGGGUCGAGACCGAGAUAUUGGGCGUCCAGGCCCGCGCCGCCGCGUUUGCCGAGACCAUACUCGGCAGCGCCCGCAACGUGCACGCCUUUGGCCUGCGCGCCCGGCUAAUGCGCCGCUUCGACGUCUACCUCGACGAGGUCGUGGGGCUCGGUAGGAAGAAGAAUUGGCUGUACGGCGUCAUGUUUAGCGGCGAGUACACCAUCAUCUACCUCGGCAUCGGCCUUAGUUUCUGGCAGGGGCUGAAGAUGAUCACCGAGGGUGAGGUCAGCGAUGUCGGUGUUGUUUUUACCGUCCUCCUCUGUGUCAUCAAUGCCGCUCUCUCCUUCACCACCGUUGCGCCCUCCAGCGUCGCCUUCAGCAGGGCGUCCUCAGCGGCCGCGGAGCUCUUCACGCUUAUCGACCGAGUCUCUGAGAUCAACCCGUUUGACGACUCGGGCGAGAAGCCGACCGACACCGUGGGGGCCCUGCAAAUCGAGGGCAUCUCGUUCGCGUACCCGACCCGACCUGGCGUCCACGUUCUCAAGGACUUUACGCUCGACAUCCCAGCCGGAAAAGUGACCGCCCUGGUUGGACCCAGCGGCUCCGGCAAGAGCACGAUAAUCGGCCUGAUCGAGCGGUGGUACAAUCCCGAGUCCGGCACCAUCAAGCUCGACGGCCGCCCCAUCGACACGCUCAACCUCAACUGGCUGCGCACCAACGCCCGCCUCGUGCAGCAGGAGCCCGUGCUUUUCAACGGCACCGUUUUCGACAACAUCGCCAGCGGCCUCGUCGGCACCCCGCUCGAACGCGCGUCCCCCGCCGAGCAGCGCGCCGCGGUCGAGUCGGCGGCGCGCACGGCCUUUGCGCACGACUUCGUCUCGCAGCUGCCCGACGGCUACGACACGCGCAUCGGCGAGCGCGGCGGCCUGCUGUCGGGCGGGCAGAAGCAGCGCGUGGCUAUCGCGCGCAGCAUCGUGUCGGACCCUAAGAUCCUGCUGCUGGACGAGGCCACGAGCGCGCUGGACCCGCACGCCGAGGCCAUCGUGCAGCGGGCCCUCGACGCCGCGAGCCGGGAGCGUACCACCGUCGUCAUCGCCCACCGCCUGGCCACCAUCCGGGCCGCCGACAACAUUGUGGUGAUGGCGGGCGGGCGCAUCGUCGAGCAGGGCACGCACGAGGAGCUGGUGGCGCGCGGCGAGGACGAGGGAACGUACGCGCGCAUGGUGCGAGCGCAGACGCUCGUCAAGGACGCCGCUGACGAGGGCCGGGACGGAGACGACGCGACGACGAGCACCAGCGACGGCAAGGCCGAGGCCGGGCCGGCCGAGGAGGGCGGUGCUGCUGCUGCUGCUGCUGCGGCGGCGGACGGGGAGGAGCCGGCGCCGACGCAGUCCAUCGUCCGCUACGCCACGGCGGAGCGCCAGCACAUGGAGUCGCUCAAGGGCCGCGAGGACUUUGGGCUGUACAAGAAGGCGGGCGUGGUGAGGACCAUCUGGAGGCUGAUGAUGGCCACCAAGCAGCUCAAGUGGUGGUAUGUGUUUCUCGCCGUGGACUGCCUCCUUGCUACCAGCGUCAUCCCGGCCCAGAUCGCCCUGCUGGCGCAGACGCUGGACGUGUUUAACACGACCGACCCCGCCGCGGCGCAAAAGAACGGCAACUUCCUGGCCUCCAUGUUCAUCGUACUGUCGGCGGGCGCCUUCAUCGCCUACUUCAUCAUGGGGUGGACGACCAACACCAUCGCGCAGGAGAUCAACCGGCAGAUGCGCCGUGACAUGCUCGACCUGUUUCUGCGCCAGGACCUGCGCUUCUUCGACCGCGAGGAGAACACGGUCGGCGCCCUCACGUCGCGCCUCGACUCGGAGCCGCAGGCCGCGCUGGAGCUGAUGGGCUUCAACAUCGCCAUCGUUAUCAUUGCCUUUUUGACCGUCAUCGCCUCCAGCAUUUUCGGAAUCGCGUUUUCGUGGAAGCUCGGGCUCGUCGCCUUCUUCGCGGGCAUCCCGCCGCUCAUGGCGGCCGGCUACGUGCGCAUCCGGCUCGAGUCGCGCAUGGACGUCAAGGCCGACAAGCGCUACUCCAAGAGCGCCUCCAUCGCGUCCGAGGCCAUCCUGGCCAUCCGGACCGUGUCGUCGCUGGCUAUCGAGCGCGUCGUGCUCGAUAAGUACACGCGCGAGCUGGAUGAUGCUAUUGUGGGCCUGACGCCGUCGCUGUUUGGCAUGUUCACCUUUUACGCCUUCACGCAGGCCGUCGAGUACUUCAUCCUGGCGCUCGGGUUCUGGUACGGGUCGCGGCUCAUGUCGUUCGGCGAGGUGACCUUUUACGAGUUCUUCGUCUCCUUUUACGGCGUCUUCUUCGCCGGCCAGCAGGCGGGCAUCAUGUUCACCUACUCGAGCAGCUUCACCAAGGGCCUGCACGCCGUCAACUACUACUUUUGGCUGCGCGGGCUCGAGCCCACCAUCCGCGAGACCGACGACAACAGGGACAAGGGGCCGCGCGACCAGGUCUCGAGCAUGGACCUGCAGGGCGUCCGGUUCUCGUACCCGCUGCGGCCCGACGCGCAGGUGCUGCGCGGCGUGUCGCUCGAGGUGCUCCCCGGCAAGUUCGUGGCGCUGGUCGGGGCGUCCGGGUGCGGCAAGUCGACCGUCAUGGCGCUGCUGGAGCGCUUCUACGACCCGAUGCGCGGCAGCAUCCGCAUCGACGGCGCCGACGACCUGCGGCGGCUAAACCCGCGCCUGUACCGGCGGCACGUAUCGCUGGUGCAGCAGGAGCCGACGCUGUACCCGGGCUCGAUCCGGGAGAACGUGGCGUUUGGCGUCGACGUGGCCGACGAGGAGGUGGAGGGCGCGGGCGCGGCAUCGGAGAAGCAGCACGCGUCGGACGAGGCCAUCGAGGCGGCGCUCCGGGCGGCCAACGCGUGGGACUUUGUCUGCUCGCUGCCCGAGGGGCUGGGCACGGCGUGCGGCACCAGCGGGAGCCAGCUGUCGGGCGGCCAGCGGCAGCGCAUCGCCAUCGCGCGGGCGCUGAUCCGGCAGCCGCGCGUGCUGCUGCUCGACGAGGCGACCAGCGCGCUCGACACCGAGUCGGAGCGCGUGGUGCAGGGCGCGCUGGCGGCGGCGGCGCGGACGGGCGGGCGCAUCACGGUCGCCGUGGCGCACCGGCUGUCGACGGUGCGCGACGCCGACCUGAUAUGUGUCUUUUACGCCGGGCGCAUCGAGGAGGCCGGCACGCACGAUGAACUGUUGGCCAAGGGGGGCAUGUAUGCCAAAAUGUGCGAGGGGCAGAGCCUGGACCGCAAGGUUUGAAGAGCAUGGUUGGUUGGGCUGUUAAAUAUGAGUACAUGUAGGAAAUUUUGUAAUGUGUAGAGCUUCCUCCUUGAUAGACUUGCUGCAAGGCUCUUGGGGGAAUAUCUUGGUGGGGCAACCCACGCGGAUGGUCUUUUCAAUCUCCCCAUGAAAUUCAUGCCAGUGAACCCCAGAAAAUCCAAACCCGACGAACGCCCCCCAAAUUCAAAUC
This is a messenger RNA of Gaeumannomyces tritici R3-111a-1, 4327 nucleotides long. RefSeq lists its product as hypothetical. Gene Ontology annotation, cellular component: membrane. Gene Ontology annotation, molecular function: ATP hydrolysis activity; ABC-type transporter activity; ATP binding. The record is from RefSeq and is a predicted model, not a curated record. NCBI's taxonomy places the organism in Eukaryota, Fungi, Ascomycota, Sordariomycetes, Magnaporthales, Magnaporthaceae. The transcript has 5 exons. Bases 166 to 4116 code for a protein of 1316 amino acids. Gene Ontology annotation, biological process: transmembrane transport.